Messenger RNA from Sus scrofa (pig), 5420 nucleotides. RefSeq names its product TLE family member 3, transcriptional corepressor (gene TLE3). The record is from RefSeq and is a predicted model, not a curated record. Gene Ontology annotation, biological process: regulation of DNA-templated transcription; negative regulation of canonical Wnt signaling pathway. Gene Ontology annotation, molecular function: transcription corepressor activity; protein binding. Gene Ontology annotation, cellular component: transcription regulator complex; nucleus. Lineage: Eukaryota; Metazoa; Chordata; Mammalia; Artiodactyla; Suidae.
CAGACCUCGUGCUCGUCCCCCUCGCUUGUCUGUGUGUGGUAUCCGCAGGUCCGGGGCACUUUUUUUUGGUGUGUGUGUGUGUGUGUGUGCGCGCGCGCGCGCGCGCGCGUCUGGGGGGAUUGUCGGGGAGCGGAGAGGAGAGCCGGGCCGAGGGGAAGGAAGGAAGCCGCAGAGGUCCCCGGUCUCGGGCUGCGUCUCCCCUCCAGCGCUCUCCUGCUUGCGCGCUCGGAGGCGGCGGCGGCGGCGGCGGCGCCAAGCGCUCCUCGCUGGGGACCCGGCCCUCGAGCUGGGAGCAGCGAGGACCCUUUUGCGGCGGUUUCCUGUGCCUGCUGGAGUUAGGAUGCCAGGGCGGUUGAUUCCCACCUCCUGAGCGCGGAGUUUCCUCCUCGGCCCUGGGAAGGGCUCGCAGCGGCGGCGGCGACAGAAGCAGACUGAACAGCAGGCUCUCCUCUCCAAGGGGGGGCGUCGAAGCGCCCGCGCCGGGCUCCCGCCCUCACCCUCCGGCGCUCCUGCGGCCCAAGCCGCCACCUCGGUGCUUGCCUUCUUCCUCUUCUCGCGGAGAGCUGCCCCUGGGAUCGGACCUGAACGCCCUGGAUGCUCGGACUGCCCCGGCGCGUCCCCCUCCCGGCGCGACGCGCUGAGUGAUCCGGAGGGCGCCCGCGCUUGCCCCAGGAGGGGCCCCGGACCUCGGGACCCCGCGCCGGACCCUCCGGGGUGACGACGAUGUCCGCGCAGUCUCCGGCUCUGACGCGCUCCAGGCAGUGGGGGGAAGGCGGCCGGCUUCAGUCAGCCGAACCCUAGGUGCACAAAGCCCAAGCCCACCGCCCGGCCUCGGUGCCCGCCGACGACUUUGCCGCCUGCUUCUCGGCUCUUUGUCUCCGCUUGGGGCGGGCGCCUGACUCUGGGAUUUCGCUGCGAGAGCGGGCUGGGGGGGCCGGGGGCGAGCUCUCGGUUUCCCGGCCGCCCCCCGCUCGGUCUUGGCUCCCCCCUCCCCCGCACCUCCCCGACCCGAGCUCUCCGCGUUUCUACGCUCUCAGAAUCACGACCCCUCCCUGCCAUGUAUCCGCAAGGCAGACAUCCGGCUCCCCAUCAACCUGGGCAGCCGGGAUUUAAAUUCACAGUGGCUGAGUCUUGUGACAGGAUCAAAGACGAAUUCCAGUUCCUGCAAGCUCAAUACCACAGCCUCAAAGUGGAGUACGACAAGCUGGCGAACGAGAAGACGGAGAUGCAGCGCCAUUAUGUGAUGUACUAUGAGAUGUCCUAUGGCUUGAACAUUGAAAUGCACAAGCAGACAGAGAUUGCGAAGAGACUCAACACAAUUUUAGCACAGAUCAUGCCUUUCUUGUCCCAAGAGCACCAGCAGCAGGUGGCGCAGGCUGUGGAACGAGCCAAGCAGGUCACCAUGACGGAGCUGAACGCCAUCAUCGGGGUACGUGGACUCCCCAAUCUGCCUCUCACCCAACAACAGCUCCAGGCGCAGCACCUCUCCCAUGCCACACAUGGCCCCCCGGUCCAGCUGCCACCCCACCCGUCAGGCCUCCAGCCUCCAGGGAUCCCCCCAGUGACGGGGAGCAGCUCAGGGCUGCUGGCGCUCGGUGCCCUGGGCAGCCAGGCCCACCUGUCGGUAAAGGACGAGAAGAAUCACCAUGAACUGGACCACAGAGGGUCCUUGGAAAAGGUACCCAGUUGGCGCUCAAGUCAAGAUGUGUUAGUGGAGUGGACUCCCUUUAAGCGGAGGCAGUGGUCACGCUCCUGCAGGGAGAUGAUUGGAAAGACUGCGAAGAGAGAAUCCAGCGCGAAUAACUCAGUGUCGCCCUCGGAAAGCCUGCGGGCCAGUGAGAAGCACCGGGGCUCCGCAGACUACAGCAUGGAAGCCAAGAAGCGGAAAGCGGAGGAGAAGGACAGCUUGAGCCGAUACGACAGUGACGGGGACAAGAGUGACGAUCUGGUGGUGGACGUUUCCAAUGAGGACCCAGCGACGCCCCGGGUCAGCCCAGCACACUCCCCUCCCGAGAACGGGCUGGACAAGGCCCGUGGCCUGAAGAAGGACGCCCCCACCAGCCCUGCCUCGGUGGCCUCCUCCAGCAGCACGCCCUCCUCCAAGACCAAAGACCUUGGUCAUAAUGACAAAUCCUCCACCCCUGGGCUCAAGUCCAACACUCCAACCCCAAGGAACGAUGCCCCAACUCCGGGCACCAGCACGACCCCGGGGCUCCGGUCGAUGCCAGGCAAACCUCCAGGCAUGGACCCGAUAGGUAUAAUGGCCUCUGCCUUGCGCACACCCAUCUCCAUCACCAGCUCCUAUGCUGCGCCCUUUGCCAUGAUGAGCCACCACGAGAUGAACGGCUCCCUCACCAGCCCCAGCGCCUAUGCCGGCCUGCACAACAUCCCACCCCAGAUGAGCGCGGCUGCCGCUGCCGCUGCUGCCGCCUAUGGCCGAUCGCCAAUGGUGAGCUUUGGAGCUGUUGGCUUUGACCCUCACCCUCCCAUGCGGGCCACGGGCCUGCCCUCAAGCCUUGCCUCUAUUCCUGGUGGAAAACCAGCGUACUCUUUCCACGUGAGUGCUGAUGGGCAGAUGCAGCCCGUGCCCUUCCCCCACGACGCCCUGGCAGGCCCCAACAUCCCCAGGCACGCCCGGCAGAUCAACACACUCAGCCACGGGGAGGUGGUGUGCGCUGUGACCAUCAGCAACCCCACGCGGCACGUUUACACUGGUGGCAAAGGCUGCGUGAAGAUCUGGGACAUCAGCCAGCCAGGCAGCAAGAGCCCCAUCUCCCAGCUGGACUGUCUGAACAGGGACAACUAUAUCCGCUCCUGCAAGCUGCUCCCUGAUGGACGGACGCUCAUCGUGGGCGGCGAGGCCAGCACGCUCACCAUCUGGGACUUGGCCUCACCCACGCCCCGCAUCAAGGCUGAGCUGACGUCCUCGGCUCCUGCCUGCUAUGCCCUGGCCAUCAGCCCCGAUGCCAAAGUCUGCUUCUCCUGCUGUAGUGAUGGCAACAUCGCCGUGUGGGACCUGCACAACCAGACCCUGGUCAGGCAGUUCCAGGGCCACACGGACGGGGCCAGUUGCAUAGACAUCUCCCACGAUGGCACAAAGCUAUGGACUGGGGGCCUGGACAACACCGUGCGCUCCUGGGACCUGAGGGAGGGACGGCAGCUGCAGCAGCACGACUUCACCUCCCAGAUCUUCUCGCUGGGUUACUGCCCCACUGGGGAGUGGCUGGCCGUGGGCAUGGAGAGCAGCAACGUGGAGGUGCUGCACCACACCAAGCCUGACAAGUACCAGCUGCAUCUGCAUGAGAGCUGCGUGCUCUCCCUCAAGUUCGCCUACUGUGGCAAAUGGUUUGUGAGCACUGGGAAAGAUAACCUUCUCAAUGCCUGGAGGACGCCGUAUGGAGCCAGCAUAUUCCAGUCUAAGGAAUCCUCAUCUGUCUUGAGUUGUGACAUUUCGGCGGAUGACAAAUAUAUUGUAACAGGCUCUGGUGACAAGAAGGCCACGGUUUAUGAGGUCAUCUACUAAAGCAAGGACGCUAACAGGGCUGUCAAACUCUGGGAGAAACAGACUCGGCUGUGCCAGGGAGACCCCGGCGAGGGGCCCCGAGGAUGCGGAGGGACGGGCGGCGAGCGUCCAGUCGUCCCAGCGCGGCGCUUCGGCGGGCGGAGAGGGCGCGCGCCCAUCACGGUUGGGACUCCCCUGCACGGAUUGAGGUGUCUCACGGACUCCGAUGGAUUUCUCUUCUCCUCCCUUAACAAUCCUGGCAGAUGCUACAAAUAGAUUUAUUUGGAGGCUCAUGGCUCCUUCAUGAGUCUCUCUUUCCUUCCCCUUUCUUUUGAUCUGUCCCCUUGCCCAGGCUUGGGGACACUGGAGUGGGGACCACACAUUUGUGCCGGGGGAGGGGGGGUGGGGCUCGUGUUCCCAACUGUGCAGCGCACAUGAUUUUGUGAAAAGUGUAAAUAACAGACUUCUAUCUCAGGCUGGUCAGCGGGGGAGGAGCCCCUUCCCACCGACCACACCAGCCGUGUAUUUCGCCUGCUGUAUUUGUAAUCCACUCGUGGUGGUGGCUUUUUUUUUUUUUUUAAACCAGACGUUCCCAUCUGGGAAGGGGAGGCAGGGAGGGGGGGCAACAUUGUGAGGGGGUGGAACGGGGAGAAAAUGCCUGGGGUGGAGCAGGGGCCCCACAGCUGGUAGCCAGCUGGACCGUCAGGUACCCCCAGGAUACAUGUGUCUUCGUGUGGACCUGGGAAUCCCCUGAGGCGUGUCAGGACCGUGUUCCAGACAGACUGACAGACGGACAGAGCUUGCGAUGGGUGCCAGCCUGGACUUCUCUGUGACCUCCUGAGCUCCACCUGCCUCUUGGCCUCUCAACUCCCCUCUCAGGUGUCUGCCUCCCCCCCUCCCUCCGCAUCUCCGUUUGAUGCACACUUGGUUAUGGUAAUGACAAACAGAAGUUCAAAGGCACUCUGUCUCCAGCCCUUUCUUAACCUUCAGACAACCUAAAAAGGAUACGAAGUUAGAGGAAAGCAUAGCAACUCAGCUCAGGGAGCUACCAGAGAAAAAAAUAGCAACAAUGUGGGUGCUUUUUUUUUUUUUUUUUUUGAAUUUGAAUUUGAAUGAAAAGAAUUAGAAGUGAUAUCCUUUUGUAAAAUGCCCUUCCCCCCCUUUCCUGCCUCUGACCCCUUCUCCUCUCUUUAGAGGGAAAACGUGUAUUUAACCUGCAGGGUUGUGAUUCUGAGAGGACUAUCCCCCUCCCAGGGCAGGGCAGGGGGCUUGGGCUCGGGCUGGUGGCACACUGUGCUGAGGUGUGUAGCUUCCUGUCUCUCUUAGAAGCCCAGACAGGUUACAGGUAGAAUAUCGUUUCCUGCAGGUGCCACUUUGGGGUAGCAAAAUGUUCUGAGGUAUUAGGAUUUUGGUGUUUUUGUUCUUGUUUUUUGUUGUUGCUUUUUCCUUUUGGGUCUUAUUUUUUCUUCUUUUAAGGAAAAGCAGAAAGGCCGUUAUGAGUCCUGGAGGUGGGCUCUCCAUGGAUGUAGCAUAUGGAUGAUUUUUAUACUGCAUUUUUAUGGAUUAUUUUAUAAUGUGUGAUUCUGUCUGAUGAGGAGGCAGGGGGGGCUCAGGUGAACCCCCCUUCGAUGCUCUUGCUCCCGGGUGAGCCCCUAUCCUGGCCUACCGUGGAGGCUGCAGAGACCGGCAGGGCACCCUUACCUUUCUGAGGUUGGGGAGGGAUGUCCAGAGUCUGUCUGUCUGUCUGUUUCUCUCUCUCUCUUUCUCUGGGUCUCAGAUGUUCAUCUACCACCUCUUAAGGGUGUUGCCACAAAGGAGGGGGAGGGUAGAAGAAAGUUGAUUCCUGAAGGAAAAAAGAAAAUGAAAAGUCAUUGUAAUGAGCUGUUUUUAUAUUUUUAAAAGUUACUAUUUAAAGGUU